Messenger RNA from Phyllopteryx taeniolatus (common seadragon), 8787 nucleotides. RefSeq names its product RIMS binding protein 2b (gene rimbp2b). The record is from RefSeq and is a predicted model, not a curated record. Lineage: Eukaryota; Metazoa; Chordata; Actinopteri; Syngnathiformes; Syngnathidae. Gene Ontology annotation, biological process: neuromuscular synaptic transmission. Gene Ontology annotation, molecular function: protein binding.
UUCCUUUUCACCCCAGGGGUCACUGGGGUGUCAGACGUCUUGCAGGGUGGAGCAACUCCCGAAAGAGUGUCAGAGGGAAGAUGUUGUGAGCCUGAGACAAAGUUCGCCUUCAGCCAAGAGGAGCGGUCAGAUGCGAAGCACGACGGCCAAGCUGCCACAGCCAUCAUUUUGUCGCUGGUGCCUCUGUCCUUGGAGCCCUGUGGGACGCACCUGCCACCUUCAAGCGCUGCCGCUGAGCUAAGAAACGAGGUGGUGCCACUGCAGCUCCCCAGCGUGCAGCCUUUGGACAACCUUUGUCUUGUCGGGAACAGCCCCAACCCGGACAUCCUGAGCAGACGCAGGCUAAAGCACAAGUUACUGGAGACCGAGAUCAGCGCCAAGAGGAAGGAGUGUCAAGCGCCUGAGGCGGAGGUGAAGAAAAAAAAUCCAACAUGCCAGACUUUGGAGAAUGAGCUUCAAGACUUUUUCCAGGAGAACAGGCGCUUGAGCCUCCAGUUUUUCAACGGCAGUCGCAAAUCAUCCGAAUAUGAGAAGGUGAAGUCUGACUAUGCCCAACUCAAAGAUACGCUCGGUGCUGUGACGCAGGAGAGAGAUUUAGCCCUGUGGGAGAGAAACCAGCUCCGAGGCAAACUGGAGAACCUAGAGCAGGUGCUGAAGCAUAUGCGCGAGGCUGCGGAGCGGCGGCAGCAGCUCGAGUUGGAGCAUGAGCAGGCCUUGGCUGUACUCAAUGCAAAGCAGCAGGAGAUUGACCUGCUUCAGAAGGCUCAGGUUGAGGCUAAAAAGGAACAUGAGGGCGCUGUCCAUCUGUUAGAGAACCACUUGGAUAGCAUGCAGGCCAAAGUGCGCGAGCUGGAGGAGAAAUGUCGGAGUCAGAGCGAGCAGUUCAACCUGCUGUCCAAAGAGCUGGAGAAGUUUCGGUUGCAGGCCGGGUUCGACAUCCUCAGCACUGAACCUUUGACAGUGUGUGAGUCGCCUGCUUCUCCCAACAAAUCUCUGUCCCAGCUCCUCAAUGGAUUGGCAACCCCCGUAGGGAAAGGCAGCGAGACUCCAACAAGCAGAUCUUUGAUAUCGGAGUUCAUUCGUCCACUGCAGAGCGCUGGAGACAAACCGGAGCUUCUCUCUGUCAAGCCGACUUUCCUCACUCGCAGUCGAGGCGGCAGCGGCUCAGCACGGACGCUUCUCUCGGAGAUGGACAAAGAGCUCGGUUCGACCACCAGGUCUAAACCGAGGUUUACGGGGAAGGUCCGUCUGUGUAUAGCUCGCUACAGUUACAAUCCUUACGAUGGGCCAAAUGAGCAUCCAGAAGCAGAGCUCGCCCUGGUGGCAGGAAAGUACCUCUACGUUUACGGAACAAUGGAUGAGGAUGGCUUUUAUGAAGGAGAGCUGCUCGAUGGCCAACGGGGGCUCGUCCCCUCCAAUUUUGUGGAUUUUAUACAGGAGGAGACAUCCUCCGUUCAACACAGGGACUCGCUAGCUAAAGAACCUGGCAACCUCAACCACAGUAGCCUGGGACCUCAGAGACCGGGGGUCAGCAGGGGGAUCGGGACGGGUUUCGGCAGCCUGCUGCUGUCUGACGGCAAACAUGGCUGUCCAAACAGCAGCAGCACCAGCAGCAGCCUGGGCGCGGACCUCCUGGGCUCCUCCAGCAACGGGACGGGAACCUUAGACGUCAAUAUUGACGAGGUCGGUGAAAACGUCGUGCCUUAUCCUCGCCGCAUUAACCUGAUUAAACAACUGGCCAAGAGUAUCAUCAUCGGCUGGGACCCCCCUGUGGUUCCUCCUGGCUGGGGCACCAUCAGUGGCUACAAUGUCUUGGUGGAUAAGGAGUUACGGAUGAGUGUCCCCUACGGGGGCAGGACUAAGGCCCUUAUUGAGAAACUCAAUUUAGCGACCAACACUUACCGGAUCUCAGUGCAGAGCGUCACUCAGCGCGGCUUGUCAGACGAGCUGCGGUGCACGCUGCUGGUGGGCAAAGACGUGGUGGUGGCACCUUACUACCUGCGGGUGGACAACAUCACGCAGGGCUCUGCUGAGCUCUCGUGGAUGCCCAGCAACAGCAACUACAGUCACACGCUCUUCCUCAAUGGCGCAGAGUACGACAUGGUCAAGGCUGGGGGGUAUCAAUAUCAAUUCUGCAACCUGAAGCCCAUGACGGUUUACAAAGUGAAGGUCGCGGCACAGACGCACCAGGUGCCUUGGCAGCUUCCAACGGAGCAGAGGGACAAGAGGGAAAUCUCUGUGGAGUUCUGCACUCAACCUGCAGGUCCCCCACUUCCACCACAGGAGGUUCAGGUCCAGUGUGGUCAGACACCCGGGGUCCUGCAGGUUAGAUGGAAGCCCCCGCCGCUGACUACGGCUGGCACUUCCAACGGUGCCAGUGUAAUUGGCUAUGCCGUAUGCACAAAGGGACAAAAGAUUGCCGAGGUCCUGUACCCCACCGCAGACUACGUGACGGUGGAGUUAAACAGAAUCCAAUGCCUGGAGGCCAGGGAGGUCAUUGUAAGGACGUUAUCGACACAAGGAGAGUCCCAGGAUUCCCCCGUGGCCGCCAUCCCACAUAAUCUAUUGGGCUCGCCUCGCCUCGCUCACCGGACUUGCGGGCCGCAGCCGCAGCCGCAGCCGCCGUCCCGCCCCGCUCUCUCCCAAGCCCGUCCUCCGUAUCCGUCCACGUAUCCCCCGAUCCAUCCGCAGCCGCAGGUGCGGCAUCCUCUGCCUCCAGCCCAGCCCCACGCGCAGACGUGCUCGCAGCCCAUCUGUCACCCUCCGCCCCACGCCAAUCCUCAGUUCCAGCGCCAGCCCGUGCCCGAGUCAAAACCGCUCAUAAGUGCCAGAGAGCCAGAAACCAAAGAGCACGAGGCGGGCGUGCGGCCCGGCCCGCCCUGGGAACGCUCCCCCUCCCCGCUGCCUCCCGCGCGCGGCGCCGACCUGGAGCCGCCGCCCUUCCGAACCCGCCGAUCGCCCUCGCCUCAGAGGAUCCUGCCGCAGCCUCAGGGAGUCCCCAUCCCCAACACCAUCGCCAAGGCCAUGGCCAGGGAAGCCGCCCAGAGAGUCUUUGCUCAAGGCAACAGGGUGGAGAAGAGGAACAUCUUCAGCGAGCGCGGUGACGCCCUGCACCCCCUGAACUCCGACGAGGAGGAGGACGCCUACGAUUCUUCUCGCGUAAGAAGGAGAGGCGCCUCGGUGGAUGAAUUUCUUCGAGGCUCCGAACUGGGCAGACAGUACCGUCAUCAUCAUCAUCAGCAGCAGCAGCAGCAGCAGCAGCAGCAGCACUACAGCCACAGCGAGGAGUAUUACACGGAGAGCAGCCGGGGUUCCGACUUGUCCGACAUCAUGGAGGAGGACGAGGAAGAUCUCUACUCCGAGAUGCAAUUGGAAGAGGGCCGCAGGAGGAGCAUCAACUCUCACAACUCUCUCAAGGCGUACUACAAGCGUCAGGACCUUGCUGAGGAGAGAGACUGCUGGGACCUCCAGAGGGAGGUGGUCAAGCAGAAGUCGCUGCGCAGCAAGCGUCUCCACAGCAUCCCGGAGGUGGAGGAAGAGACCGACGGCGUGGACGACGCGGGCCAGCGCCUGCGCUUCGAGGAAGGCGGCCGGCCGGCAACGCCGCGCGCCGCGCGCCGGACGUUGGGCCGCGACGGUCGCGAGCGCGUCGCCGCCGGCGAGAACCCCCGCCAAUUGCGGCGCCGGCGCUCUUUGCCCCGCUUCGCCGACAUCCGCUACUUCUACGGCGUCGAGGACCGCGUCCCGGGCCGACCCGACCGCCAGAACGCCAAGAGUCCCGACAGCGGUUUGGACUGCGGGAGUGAGGAAGAAGGAUCCCUGGGCAGGGGUCACGGAGGUUACUGUGCCCACGGAGCCCCCGUGCGCAUCAUCCACUGCGAAGGGCCGGUAGAAAGGCGAGCGCUAGCCGUGGGCCGAAGGAGAACUUUGACCCGCCAGCGCAGCGUCCGGGAGGACUUUGCUGACGUUGCGGCGACCUCGGCAAAGUCCGUCCACACGGGCGACUUUAAAAAGCGAGAAGACUUUGGGCUGAACGAGCUCUAUUCCGCCCGUCGCGGGGAGGCUAGGGCCCGCUCUUUGUCCAGGCUCCGCUGGGACCCGCCGCCGCUCAUUGGAAACUCGCCAUCUCAUGGAAAUGCGGAGCGUCUGGACCGCGCGGGGCGGAGGCCGGUCCACAUCGGCAGCCCCCCUCAGCGACGGCCCAUCCCAUCCAUCGAGAUCACCGUGGACAGUAACAGUGAGGGGAGUGAGGGGAACCUCUCACCCGUCAAGGACGAUGUUUACUAUGGCAGUGUAGCUCGGCGAAGGAUAUGGCCAUCUAUGUCCUCAGACGAUCAAUAUGACAGCUACGGCGGGCGCGGGCACGGGCGGGGACGCCGCUCGCCGGACUACUUCGACGAAUCGGAAGCGGACGAGCUGACUCGUGUCUUUGUGGCCCUGUUCGACUACGACCCGCUGUCCAUGUCUCCCAACCCCGACGCCGUCGAUGAGGAGCUUCCGUUCAAGGAGGGCCAGGUCAUCAAGGUGUUUGGGAAAAAAGACACAGAUGGCUUCUACAGGGCGGAAAUCAGAGACCGAGUGGGUUUGAUCCCUUGUAACAUGGUGUCUGAAAUCCAAACGGAGGACGGUAACAUGAUGGGCCAGCUACUCAAACAAGGCUUUCUGCCACUCAACACUCCCGUGGACAAGUUAGUGAACUGCGAUCGUUUCAAAGACGGACGCGCAAUAAAUCGCAGGUCCCGAAAGUCCAAGCGAGAGAGGAACAGACGGAGCGGCCGUCAGCAUCCGAUGUCGACCCGCAGAAUGGUUGCCCUGUAUGACUACGACCCAAGAGAGAGUUCCCCAAACGUCGACAUGGAGUACGACGGCACCAGACGAGAUGACGAGGCUGAAUUGACUUUCUGUGCUGGGGACGUCAUCGCAGUUUUUGGGGAAAUAGAUGAAGAUGGAUUUUAUUAUGGGGAGCUCAACGGGCACAACGGACUCGUUCCUUCCAACUUUCUCGAAGAAGUGCCUGAUGAUGUGGAGGUUUUUCUCACGGACUCACCAUCUCGAUACCCCCAGGACACUCCCGCACGGAUGAAGACUAAAAGGGUUCCGUGGGACAAAUGGGGUCCGCCCAGAAGAGCAGGCUCUCCCACAGUGCAUCCACACAUCCUCCGUCCCAUCAGGGCCCCACUGGACAUGCACGUCUCCCGAAAGACAAAAGGACCGCAGUCCUCCGAAGGGAAGAAACGGUUGCUUGGCGCUCUUAACAGACAACUUGACCUGUUUGUGACUCUCAGUGGACAGGUGGCAUUUGUUCCCUGAUAGAAUCUUGUUUCACAUGAGCGAAGCGAGAGUAUGGUGUGGUCAAUAUGCUGUGCAUUAGGCCCGGUACACACACAAAGACAGUUGGCCAGCUUUUUGUGCCGAUUUUGCCCCUUCCCGAACAAGCAAGGCAAAUGCCAAACAAUCUCCAAUCUUACAAGAUUAUCCUAUCAGAUUGACUUUAAAGUCUUACGUGCGUUAAGAGUGGAUUCGUCACAGUUUUAGGCUCCGAAACAGGUCGGGGCCGACAAUUUUUGAUAAUGAACGUGUUCAAUAUUUACACCCGAAACUCUCCGUGUGUGGUGGAACGCUGAGUCACGACGCUGAGAAUUGUGACGUGGAACGGAGUGUAGUCAAGAAGCACCCUGACACAACAAAAUAAAAAGACUGUGAACAACCCUUACCCUAUUUGUUUUUUUUUGGGGGGGGGGGGGUUCCCCAGAUAGCUAAAAAACAUUAUAUUGCCAAAAGUAGUUGCUCACUUGCCUUGACUCACAUAUGAACUUAACUGACAUUUUUCUUUUUUUAACCGGUCCUGUUCAGCCGCACGGCCUUGCAGAAUGGUGGAGCUGUAUGCCUUUUGUGCUGGAACAGUUUUGCUGUGCAGCAGGAGAGUUGGAAAUACUUCCUCUGCUUAUUUUGGAUUUGUUUAAUCACUCUGAUGUUUAUUGAAAAUGCAGCGGACCAAAACCACUCCCCACUGCUGCCGCCACCCCCAGAGAGCAUGGGGGCCCCAACCACCAACAGGGCCCAACGCAGGAGCCAGCUACCAUCCGGAAAGGUCACAGCUCGGGUUGGGCAUCGAGAACCGAUUGGAACCGGGACUAGCAUUCCGGUUCUCCCGGAACCGUUCAAAUGUAAACAUUUCGGUUCCCAGUUUCGAUGCCUGGUCCUCCAGCAACGGAGAAGCGCCGUAAACCAACCAAGAAGAACGCGCACUAUGACGUGCUUGUGCCCAACGGCGGUGGCGGCGAACUAAAGUGUGUUUAACUUUAUUCAAAUUAAUGACCAGUCGCUUCAGUGCAACACUUGGAAUAAGAUUAUAUUGUGCAAAGGAGUUUUUCCCGAUGUGUAGCAUCUGAUGCGCUCCGAGCCUCAGCCUACACGGCGCGGAGCUUCAGUCAACUCUCAGUCAAUUGGGUGAGUGAACCAAUAAAAUACGUCUAUGCCCACAUUGAGAUGGCUAACAAGGUCAACGGUUGCUUGCACUUUUGCAGAUGGUUUUUAGCAUUUAUUUUAGCCUUCAAACCAACGUAAGCGCCGAUGACAAAAAAAAUAAAAAUAAAAAAAAAAAGCUUAAAAUUGGGCUAAAACUUCACCGUAGCAACUUUAUAUCAAAAUUCAUAUAAAUGUUGUCUGACAGUAUCACAAACACUAACCUUGUGCCUCAUCGGUGUGUAGGGGAAGGAAUCAGCGUUUUAUAGCAUUUUGUUCCAUCCAUUUAAAAAUAAAUAAAAUAUCAAAAACAAUCACCCGUGCGGUGUGAAGUUACUUUUCGUGCCAAAAUGCUGACUUCCGGUGCGUACCCUGCACAAUAAAAGUCUACAAGCUUAAAACAAUAGACUAGUCAGGUUAAAACUUGCACGUAUAAAGUAUUUCGACGUUAUGGAACAGAAUACAGGGGCAGCUAUAUAGCAUUGUUAAAAUCACUUUGCUCUCAGUGAAGUCAACUGGGUGAGUGAAACAAAAUAAACUAGUUACAACAUUUAAAAUCAAUAUUUUAACAAUGCUAUAUUUAACUUUUAGCUGAAACAUUAAUUCAUGACUAUGAAGUCAAUUGGGUUAGUUCCACACACAUUGCCUUUCAGUUCAUAGGUUUGAUAUUGAUACUGGUUAUGAAGAACCUCGUCUCAAAUGCUAAGAAAAAAGAGGUUCAUAAUUUGGACACCCUUUAUUUAAACCAUGCAAACUUUUUGGACCCGAACUAAGGAAUUGCUCAAAUUCAAGCGAUGCCCAACCCUAGUCGCAGCCCACCAAAAGCGAGCCCGUGUUAAGCACCUGCCGCAACGGCCACCCGACAGAACACCUUUGGGAUGAAUUAGAGUGGAGACUGAGAUCCAGGCCUUCUCAUCCAACAUCAGUUGUGUGGCCUCACAAAUGGUCGAAAAUUCCCAUCAACACCCUCUUUAACCUUGUGGACAGCCUUCCCCGACGAGUUGAAGCCGUUAUAGCUGCAAAGGGCAUAUUGAACCCCGUGGAUUAGGAAUGCGAUGUCACUUCCAGUAAGUUCUUAAGUGAGUCAAGACAAGUGGCUAAUACUUAUGACAAUAUAGUGUGUUUUCGUUGUUUGACAACAUCGCCGUUUCUUCUUCGUGUAUUUUAGAUCACGUGUGUUCAUGUGAGAUUUUGAGAUCGGCGGUGGAGCAGAAACUUUGUGUGGUGUUCUGUGUUGAAAUUAUUGGAGCACACCGCACAUAAUAAUAAUACAACCAAAACCGUUAGCUGCAAAUCUUUAUGUGUGGGGUUUGUCAGAAAACUGAAAAGUCCUUAUGUGUGUACCAGGUCUUAAUCAGCAGUUACCAAGUGAACCGCAAGGUACCGUCCAAGCAACCGAGGGUCUCAUCAGUCACACCUCCACAUACAGCACUUGCCUAACUGAUUGGUUAGUUUUACUUUGUCAAGCAACAUCACCACUUUCAUGCAGACGUCUCAUUUGUUGUCCAGGCUACUGUAAAUGUCCUAUUUGCUUAAGAUCAGAUCUUACAUAUAACCCUCCAAGAGUCCUUUGCCUGAUGACUUCAAAAUGUUUUUUUUUCUUCCCCCAGCAGUAAAAAUGAGCACUUGCAGUAUGUUAUGACCCUUUGGUGACAGGAAGACUGAAGAUUUGAUUGCCAGUGGAGUCCGCCUGAAAAAAGGCUACUACCUCUUUCCAGUCCCUCCACCCUGUACCCGUCGGGAAAUGUUUGAUCCGAACACUCAGAUGAUGGUGCAGGAUCCAUGUACUGUAAAUCUCUAUAUAGUCACACUCCCUCUACGGUCUGUAGUGAAUGUAUCAGUUGAAAGCCAAUAUAUUUAUUUUGGUGCCCCAAACAGUGCAAUGGCCAUGUUGGCAUUAAAACCUCAUUCCAUCAAAUGUGACAUGUACACUGACAAAUACUGCAACUGCCAAAAGAAAGAUCAAAUGUAUGCAAACCGUUCUGAAGUGUACACUUCUUGUUCACACACACACACACACACAUCUCAUCAACGGGGUAAACUUAACCCGAUCAUUUCUUUAGCCCAUAUCGCUUCCAAUCAUUUUUGUGUGACUGUUGCUCUUUUGUAAAUUGUUUAUAAAUGUUUAUACUUGAUUUUCAAACUGCCUUUUUUGUACGUUCACUUUAUAAUUAAGCAGUGUGUUUCCCAUGGUGUCUUGAAGACCUUUUAGUUUGCAAUGUGAGCUAGCUUUAUGAUAAUAAUCAGCCUAUAUUGAUGGGUCCAAACUACUGUGUGGGUGCAUGUGCAAUCUUUUCUAAAUAAAUUUGAUAUUUUGGAACA